Culex quinquefasciatus (southern house mosquito) is the source of this 2162-nucleotide messenger RNA. RefSeq names its product angiotensin-converting enzyme. Gene Ontology annotation, biological process: proteolysis. Gene Ontology annotation, molecular function: metallopeptidase activity; peptidyl-dipeptidase activity. NCBI's taxonomy places the organism in Eukaryota, Metazoa, Arthropoda, Insecta, Diptera, Culicidae. The record is from RefSeq and is a predicted model, not a curated record. The transcript has 6 exons. Gene Ontology annotation, cellular component: plasma membrane. Bases 133 to 2070 code for a protein of 645 amino acids.
CAUCGAACUGAAUCUUCUCUACAAACGAGACCCAUUUCUACGAUCAGUUCCCGCCGAACACCCGAACGAAUCACAUCUCAUCGUAAAAAGACCGCACCUUAACUCAUCACCGAUCAAUCCGAUGACCCGCGGAUGACCACAACGCCGACAAUGUCCGCAAAUCCGAUCACCAUUUUGAUCGUGAUCCUUGCCGCGGCAGUCCUGCUUGACGCCGGUAUUGUUCGCCAGCGACGAUCUGAAUCCAACGAGAUUCCACUGACUGAGCAAGAAACCAAGGCCCGUGUGGUUCUGGAACGGUGCGAACGCCGCUACCAGGAGGGCAAAGCCAAAGAAACGCAUGCGGCAUGGGCGUACACGUCGAACCUGACCGAGUACAACCUGAUCAAGAAUACGGAGGCAGCGACCGAAUUCGCUGCCAUACAAAAGUCUGUGGCGGAGGAGCUGCGUCAGUUUGAUUACCGAACGUUCAGGAAUGAAGAUCUGAAGCGACGGUUUAAGCGGUUGGCCGUGCUGGGCUAUGCAGCGUUGCCGGAGGAUAAGUUUAAGGAACUGUUUGGAGCGGUAUCCAGCAUGGAGUCGAAUUACGCCAAGAUCAAGAUCUGCUCGUACCGUGACAAUACAAACUGUCACAUGACGCUGGAUCCGGAGAUUACGGAGCUGUUGGGGAACAGCCGUGACCCUGAAGAGCUCAAGUACUACUGGGUUGAGUGGUACAACAAGGCGGGAAAGCCUACCAGGGAGUCGUUCCAGAAAUACGUUGAUCUGAACAAGGAGUCGGCUAAGCUGAACGGUUUUAGCAACGGUGCCGAGGUUUGGCUGGACGAGUACGACGAUCCAACGUUCGAGCAGCAGGUUCAGGACGUGAUCACCCAGAUCAGACCGCUGUACGAGCAGAUCCAUGCGUACGUUCGACACAAGUUGCGCCAGAAGUACGGCGAUGCCGUCGUCUCGAAGAAGGGACCGAUUCCGAUUCAUUUGCUGGGCAACAUGUGGGGACAGACCUGGGAAGGAAUCGCCGACUUGACGACUCCGUUCCCCGAGAAGAAGCUUCUGGACGUGACCGAUGAGAUGAUUGAGCAGGGUUACACCCCGUUGAAGAUGUUCCAGAUGGGUGAUGACUUCUUCCAGUCGCUGAACAUGACCAAACUGCCACAGGACUUCUGGGACAAGAGCAUCCUGGAGAAGCCGAAAGACGGACGCGACCUGGUUUGUCACGCCAGUGCGUGGGACUUCUUCGCCACGGACGACGUCCGUAUCAAGCAGUGUACCCGGGUCAACAUGCGCGAAUUCUUCGUCGUUCACCACGAGUUGGGUCACAUCCAGUACUACCUGCAGUACCAGCAUCAACCGAUCGAGUACCGCAAAGGAGCGAACCCGGGCUUCCACGAGGCCGUCGGUGACCUAUUGUCGCUGUCCGUCUCCACCCCAAAACACCUCAAACAAGUCGGACUCCUCAAGGACUACGAAGAGGACGAACAGGUCAAGAUCAACCAGUUCUACCGAUCGGGCGUCACCAAGUUCGUGUUCCUCCCGUUCGCCUACACCUUGGACAAGUACCGCUGGAGUGUGUUCCGGGGUGAGAUCAAACCAGAAGAGUACAACUGUCGCUUCUGGCAGCUUCGCAGCGAGUACUCCGGCGUUGAACCACCGGUGGUCCGCACCGAGCAGGACUUUGACCCUCCCGCCAAGUACCACGUCUCGGCGGACGUCGAAUAUCUGCGCUACUUUGUGUCCUACAUCAUCCAGUUCCAGUUCCACAAGGCCGCUUGCACGCUGGCAGGCGAGUACGUUCCCGGAGAUGCGGAGAAGACGCUGAACAACUGCGACAUCUAUCGCAGUGCAGCCGCUGGAAACAAGAUCAAGGAAAUGCUCGCCCUCGGAGCCUCCAAGUCCUGGCCGGACGCGAUGGAGGUGCUGACCGGGGAGCGUAAGAUGAGCGCCGACGAUAUCCUGGAGUACUUUAAGCCGCUACAGGACUGGCUGGUGGAGGAAAACAAGCGGCUGGGGGCGCACGUCGGCUGGACGGCGACGGAUAAAUGUGUCGCGCAAAAGUUUGACUUUAUGCCGUGAGAAAAGCUCAAUUGAUGAUAUUUUUUGACUGUCUGGAACAUUUGUUAUUCGUAUAAUUGAUUCUAUUGAAAAUAAAUACAUAUUGAUUUUAA